This is a messenger RNA of Ilyonectria robusta, 2754 nucleotides long. Its product is annotated as Spc98 family-domain-containing protein. The transcript has 3 exons. The record is from RefSeq and is a predicted model, not a curated record. Gene Ontology annotation, biological process: spindle assembly; mitotic cell cycle; meiotic cell cycle. Gene Ontology annotation, cellular component: equatorial microtubule organizing center; spindle pole; gamma-tubulin small complex. Lineage: Eukaryota; Fungi; Ascomycota; Sordariomycetes; Hypocreales; Nectriaceae. Gene Ontology annotation, molecular function: gamma-tubulin binding; microtubule minus-end binding. Bases 1 to 2754 code for a protein of 917 amino acids.
AUGGCAUCCGGUGCACCACGAGCAUCGUCCCGAGCCAACGGCCAGGGCGACGAACGGCCCCGCGUCUCUACCCAUGCAAGCAACAGCUUCAAGAGCGAGCGCUCCGAGUCCAGCAAAGGGCCGUCACCUCGCCCAGGCGCCUUUCCGGGCACGCACAAGCGUACGGCGUCGGGGAACCCCCGGGCCACGAGCAGGAAUGUCGAGGAGCGCCGCUUCGAGGAGAGGAGGGUCACGGAGCGGACCUAUGAAGCGCACCUGGAGCGGGUGAUACCGCGGACUACGAGCCCCGAGAGGACGCAUCGCCGGGGCGUUCCCUCCGAGACGAGGGCUGCGCCGGACGCGCCCAGACACAAGACACCCGAGCUGAAGGUCAGAGCCGAGACCCCGCAAGCCACCCUACGACCUCACACCACCGCCCCCCUAGCUUCCCGAAUAUCAAUCCCUCCCCUGGCCUCGACCGUACCCCAGGCCCCGCAACCGAAACCGCUGAGUGAGCUGAGCCUAGAGCUGCAGGAAGCCGCUAUUGUGGAAGACCUCCUCUUUGUCUUCAUGGGAUAUGAAGGCCAGUAUAUUAGAUUCGCCAAGGGAUAUAACCCGAACGAGGAGAGAGACAGGUUAUCUGGACCAACGUUCAGGAUCCUGCCUGGUCUCGACCCCAGCUUACAGGAUUUGACCCAGUCCAUGUUGAAGAUGGCGACCUAUUACUCUGCACUCGAGGCCUUUGUCGACGUCCAAAGCCGUGAGGAGUUUGGCGCCGUCAACCAUGCACUUUGCGCAUCAAUACGCAAGUUCCUACAGGACUACCUUGUCAUGAUUGCCCAGCUAGAGACGCAGUUCUUGACCAGCGAAACAUUUACGGUCCAUGUGCUCAACAUUCACACCAUGCAGACGAGCCAGAUGAUGCUGCAGUUGUAUUCACUUGCCCAUGAGCUGCUCAAGAAGAACGCCUUGCUAGACGACUGGGCUGAGGAAGAAGAAUCCGACGAGGACGACUACGACAAGAUCAUCAAGAACCUGCAAGACGGAGGCGAAAUCAUGCCCGGCAACAUGACGGGAAAGAAGAUUUGCAAGGGCGGCGUUGUCCUCGGACUGAUCACCAAACGACUGGAGUCCAUGUCUGGCGACCCGUCGGCUCGGGCGCUUCUCACAUCCCUACUGCGCGAUGCCAGCAAACCCUACAUGGUUAUGCUCAACGAGUGGCUCCAUCACGGUGGGAUCCACGACCCUCAUGCAGAGUUCCUGAUCAAGGAGCAAAAGAGCAUCCGCCGCGAAAGGCUCGAACAGGAUUAUACCGACGAGUACUGGGAGAGGAGAUACACCAUCCUCGACCAGCAUGUGCCGCCACAGCUGGAGGGCGUCAAGGACAAGGUCCUACUGGCCGGCAAAUACCUCAACGUAGUUCGCGAAUGCGGCGGCGUCGACGUCAGCAAGGUCGUCAAGGACGUACCGGCGUCGUUCGACGACAGCCGCUUCCUCGAGAACGUCAACAACGCCUACGCUCACGCCAACGAGUCGCUGAUGCAGCUCCUCCUCACCACGCACGCCCUGCCCGCGCGCCUGCGCUCCCUCAAGCACUACUUCUUCCUCGACCCAUCCGACUACUUCUCCUACUUCCUCGAGCUGGGUGCUUCGGAGCUGCGUAAGCCCGUCAAGGCCGUUAACACCGGCAAGCUGCAGUCGCUACUAGAUCUGGUCCUAAGGCAGCCGGGAAGCAUCGUCUCCAUGGACCCUUUCAAGGACGACGUCAAGGUCGAGAAGAACGAGACUCCCCUGAUUAGGUCCCUGCAGCGCGUUGUCAACAUUACCGGCAUCGAGCAAGGCGAGGCGCUCCAGCCGCUUGCCAACGAACCGACUGAGAAGGACAAGAACGCCAUCGGCUUCACGUCGCUGCAGCUCGACUACUCGGUCCCCUUCCCCGUCUCUCUCGUCAUCAGCCGCAAGACCAUCUGGCGUUACCAGGCCCUCUUCCGCUUCCUCCUUUCCCUGCGCUACGUCGAGUCGCAGCUCUCGGCCACCUGGCAGACGCAAACACGAGGCAUCAGCUGGGGCCACAAGGGCACCCUCCGCAACCUCGAGAUCUGGAAGCGCCGCGUCUGGACCUUGCGCGCCCGCAUGCUUGUCUUUGUCCAGCAGCUGCUCUACUUUUGCACUGCCGAGGUCAUCGAGCCCAACUGGACCAAGUUCAUGUCGCGCCUUAAGACUGAGGAGGGGAAUGCCGGGUCGACGGGCUCCGGAGGCGUCAAUCGGACUGUCGAUGAGCUGAUGCAGGACCAUGUCGACUUCCUGGAUACCUGCCUCAAAGAGUGUAUGCUCACCAACAGCAAGUUGCUAAGGAUCCACUCCAAGCUCAUACAGACGUGCACCAUCUUCGCCGCCUAUACCAACCGACUCACACGCGAGCUCGAGAAAGCCGACCCCGACCUCUCUGGCUUCAAUAAGCCGCCCACCAUGACGGCUGAUCAGUGGAAGCGCUUCCAGAUGACAAAAGCCGUCCAGCGUUCCUCUACGGCCAAUCACGAUGCCUCAACCGCCUCGGCUCCUGGCGCCGACGCCGACGCCCGUAUGGAAGGCCUCUUUGAGAUCAUCAGAAAUCUGGAAGGCAGCUUUAGUCGCCACCUGCAGAUCCUACUCGACGCCCUCAACCACUACGCCGCUACCGAAACCGUUGUCCUACUGAGCUUGUGUGCGCGUCUGAGCACUGCCAACCAGGGGACUGAGUACGCAGGCUUGCGCCCCGAGGAGGAGUCGGUUUGA